UUCUGCCACGUGAUGUGGGACCAGCUGUGUGCGGGAGCCGCCAUUUUGCACCGAAGGGCAGUGCGUUCUACUUCCUGAACUGCGUUUCCUGUCUCCGCAGUAUCGCGGAUCCUCUAGGCCUCAGAUCGCGGAGCCUUCUCCUACCCACAGACUUUUCCUGUCGCUGAUUGUAGGAUUUUAUCCACAACUGGGCUAUUUUCUUUACCUGAUGUCCUUUUUGACCUCUUGACCUCUGGCUCAAAGGUACACCUCAGUCCUAAAAUCUCUCCCAGAGACAAAACCUUUUGGAGAAUCCUGCACUCUCCUAAUCCCUCCGCCCCUUCUGAAGAUCCCAAAAUGACUUCCUACUCUUCCCCCCUAGAAUCCUCAGUCCCUUCAAGACACCCUGUACCCCAGGCCCUCAUUCCACCUUCUCCCCUACUCCUAAGUCACUUGCAUGUACCUUUUCCACUAACUCCCUGCAGUCUUCAAACCCCUGUCCCCCCACCACCCCCACUUCCUCCACCCCCUGCCAUGAGGGCUAUCCCCCCUCAUGUCUACGGAUUAGAGAAGAGCCAGCUCCUGAAGGAGGCCUUGGAGAAGGCAGGCCCAAACCCCAAGGGCCAAGAAGAUGUGAGGAGACUCCUGAAGUUGCACAAGGACCGGUUCCGAAGUGACUUGCAGUGGAUCCUGUUCUGUGCUGACCUGCCAUCGCUCAUCCAAGAGGGCCCUCAGUGUGGCUUGGUGGCCUUGUGGAUGGCAGGUGCUCUUCUGGCUCCGCCCAGCGGUGUUCCCCUGGAGAGACUUGUGCAGGUCGCCAUGGACAGAGGCUACACGGCACAGGGAGAAAUGUUCUCUGUGGCCAACAUGGGCAGGCUGGCCCAGGAGACGCUGGGCUGUCAGACUGAGCUGCUUCACAGUGGACUGGGUGGUCCCAACAGAGACCUGAUCCUGCAGCACCUCAUCGCCGGACACCCACUGCUUGUCCCCUAUGACGAAGACUUCAAUCACGAGCCGUGUAAGAGGAAGGGCCACAAGGCCCACUGGGCAGUCAGUGCAGGUGUCCUGCUGGGUGUGCAGGCAGUGCCACACCUUGGCUAUGCCGAGGAUCUGGAGCUGCCUGGUCUCUUCCACCCGGUGCCCAGCACGCCGUGCCAGCUACCACUCUUACCCAAGGAAAGCUCCUCAGGAGCCAUCUUCCUUCUCUGCAAGCAGGGAAAGAGCUGGCACUACCAGCUGUGGGACUAUGACCAAGUCCGGGAUAGCAACCUGCAGCUGACAGACUUCUCACCCUCUAGGGCUGCUGAUGGGCGGGUGUAUGUGGUACCCCCUGGGGGGGUGCAGGCCGGCCUCUGUGGCCAGGCUCUGCUGCUCAGACCACAGGAGUCAAGCCACUAGCUAAGGCUGGGGCACUUGUCCACAGCUUGGCUUUGUUGCCUUUCAAAGAGUGUCCCAGCUUUUCACCCUGUGCAGUAGUUAAAGGUUUGGGCGGGAUCUCUGAGGGCCCCCCACCCAUCCCAUCUCCAGCCUAGCAACUGCCCAGGCCAUCUCUUCCAGCACUGGUACUGAAAGCCCUCUGUCAGGGAGACACUGGUGGCAAGCAGAUUAUCUGCAGGAGCCCAGGCUGGACCUUCAGCUGCACCCCACCCCCUAGGGCGCUGUUCUGCUCCCAGGACAGGGACUGAGCGCUUUUUCUUAGCUGCCCUCUCCUUGGCCCAGCUCUCCCUCACCUGUCCACCGUACUGACCUCUUAGGUCUCCAGAGUGCCAGAUGGCCCCAGCCCUGUGCUAAGAUCACACCUCAUUCUCCCUAGGGACUCAGAUACCACUUCCUGGGAAAGAGUCCUUCAGCCCAGGCUGCGGCUCCCCUAUUUUUGCUUUUGAGAUACUGUGACACUGUGUCAGGAGUUUAAAGCCCAUCCAAGGGGACCAGAGAGAUGGCUCAGUGUAAUCAAUUCCCUGGCAAGCGCAAAGGCCUGAGUUCAGUCCCCGGUUCCACCAAAAAAAUAAAGCCCAUCCAAGAGCAGUUACACAUG
Octodon degus (degu) is the source of this 2014-nucleotide messenger RNA. It is a transcript of the gene Actmap, whose product is annotated as chromosome unknown C19orf54 homolog. NCBI's taxonomy places the organism in Eukaryota, Metazoa, Chordata, Mammalia, Rodentia, Octodontidae. The transcript is spliced from 7 exons. The record is from RefSeq and is a predicted model, not a curated record. Bases 337 to 1377 code for a protein of 346 amino acids.